CAGCGCUUGACAGGUAUGAUGUCGCCAACAAGGGGCCCACGGCGACCGAUAACAACCGACGGUCAGCUUUGUUCCGUGUGUAGUUUUUAGAGUUAAAUGGGAUGACAUGCUGCUUCGGUUUGAGCACAACGUUUCCCGUGACAGCUGCACCGGACGGCGGAGGACUGGAGCCCAUGGAUGUAGCUUAGCAGCCUGCUAGCUAACCACUGAGAAAGCUGUGGUGUCCUGCAUGAUGUGUGACGGUCGCGAGGAUAGUAAGCAGUGCCUGCCCCCCUCUUACUCAUUUUGGGCCAGCCCCCCCAUUUAACCAUAUCCCUGAAGUCUCUCUGCCAAUCUGCCAAGAUGACCGACAGGAAGGAGCCACCCUUCUUUAAUGACGACAGUGUGGGAGCUUUUCACUAUAAGCUCCCCUUCUAUGACACUAUGGAGCUCUUCAUUGAGACCCUGACUGGGACUUGUUUUGAGCUGCGUGUGCUGCCCUUUGAGGCUGUCAUUUCAGUCAAGGCAAAGAUCCAGAGGCUGGAAGGUAUCCCUGUUGCCCAGCAACACCUUAUCUGGAACAAUCUGGAGCUGGAUGAUGAACAUUGUCUACAUGACUAUGGCAUUGCAGAGGGCUGCACUUUGAAACUGGUCCUAGCUAUGAGGGGAGGCCCAAUUAACACCAGGAGAGUAACCAUGGAGGAUCCUAUCAAAGAGGUGACUGACCUGAUGGAGACCACAAAGGAGGAAGGCUGGGAGAAAAGUCUGACAAACAAGCAGGUUACGUUUGUGGUCUAUCGUGAGGGUGACCAGCUAAAUUUCUUCCGAGUGGUCGACAGGGGAGAUGGCACCCUCACCCCUGUGUCCGAAUCUCUGAGCGGUGGCUCGGUGUACAAUGUGUGUGCAGAGGAGGAGGAGGAUGGAGAGAGUUCUGCAGCUGCACAGCAAAGCCUCGAGAACUCCAUUACCAUGAACAAAAUGAAGCUACUCAAAGCCAAGAUGGAGGACAUGAACCUCAACAAGAAGCCGAAGAAGUCAGCUAAGGUGAAACCGCGGCCCCCUGUCAGCUCACAUCCCUGCGGUGGCUCUCUAGGACCCUCCAGCACACGACACCAUCACCGCCUCUUUCGUUCGCUCCCCCAGAUGAACCAGCCUUGGCAGUCAAAUGCACAACUACCUCCAAUCGCAGACCAUGAAUCCAUACACCCUUCUCCGCCCUCCGCUGCUGCAACCUCAGCCCACUUUUCUAUCCCUAGAAGACCUCCUCCCUCUUUCUCCUCACCAUCUUGUUAUAUGCUUCAGGAGGAGGAGCCAUGGGAGACAUGCCCACCAUUUGCAAAGAUCCGGCCCCCUCCCAAAGUGUCCCGGUUGGACAUUGGCAGCAGCAGGUUGAUGAGGGACUGUGUGUACCCUCAGCUACCUCCGCUGUGUAUCAGGGGGCCACCUGAAGCCACCUUUGACCCAGCUGAGCCUGCAGGGGAGGCAGUCGGGCUGGGUUUGUUAGAGGAAGCUGCUGGGCUGGUGAUGCCAGCACAACCUGGAGCUCCAUUUGGGGAAUUGUUAGACCCUCUGAGUCUGGAUGUGUCCACCCCGCCAGAAGGAGGUCGUCGUCCUCAGCACCAGAUGCCGCUCUCCCCCUCCCCGCUCAGCACCUGGACACUUGGGACAAGUGAUAAUUUCACCAGCAGGGGUGAUAGAACACAGCUUGGCACGCCAUAUCAUAUCAGCCCCCCCUCUCCAUUACCUGUCUCCACCUCACCCUCCACUUCUACCAGACCGCUGCCUCAGACGUUCGAUUCCGCCCUGUCCUGUUUACAGCCCAGCCUUCAAGCACAAUCCUCAGCACAAGUGAAGCCAGGCAGCACAUCCCCUCACCCCUCCACCACCUCGUCAACUCAUCCGCCACGCCUUCGUGGUGUUAAAGUGGAGUCACCUGGCAAGAGGCCAGAGCUUAUCUCCAAGAGGGAAGCAAGAGGCAUCACUAAGAUGGCCAACCAAGCCUGUAAGGAGCCGCUGGGGUCCCUGAACAACUCUGAACUUUUGGCUUCUCUCUCCACAAGGGCUCCAGACAGCAGGGAUGGUCUUGGAGAGAGCCUGGGACUCGCAUUGGCAUUGCCCCCCGCCACUGCCUCAGGACCGGGCAGCCAAGGCUCCAGGCUGCCAUCCAUCCCAACUAACAGGCCCCUUCAGGGUGAUCUGAUAAGACAAAUGUCACCGUUACACCGAGCAGCAGCCUCUUACAUGGCCACCAACAGUCUUGCAUCAGCUGGGGGAAUCAUGACAUCAUUUGGGAGAAUAGGCACUCACACAUACCACCUACCUCCAGUCAAAGCUCCCACAGGCAGCAAGAAGAAGAGCUCAAAGCACUGCUUCCUCUGUGGCAAGAAGACUGGUCUGGCCACCAGCUACGAGUGCAGGUGUGGUCACAAUUUCUGUGCCACCCACCGCUAUGCUGAGACGCAUGACUGCACGUACGACUACAAAAGUGCCGGACGGAGAUUUCUGCAAGAGACCAACCCUCUCAUCAGUGCGCCCAAGCUGCCUAAGAUCUAGAUAUUACGACCCUUGCCUCUAACAAGGGGACAGCCUGACGAACUACAGGUUAGACCGACUGAACGAAAGAGAUUCUGCAUAGUUUUUAGCAGAAAGAAGGAACUUAUUCACCACUGUGUGCUUUUUUUUAUCAGCCAAGUUUGCUUAAAUUUAAAUAAAAUAUUCUGUAAAGCCAAGUGUGAACAAGCAGGAGUAGACUGAAAUUGCAAAGAACUAAUUAUCACUUCUUGACAAUGUGAAGAUGUUUAUCCUUUUUAUCUUUUACCUUGUGCUUUUUCCAUCGUGUUAAAACAAAAAAAAAACAAAAAACUGUGCUUGUAUGUAGGUAGUUUUUGCUAAAUAUAUCUGCUGCACGUUCAGACAUAUCUA
Messenger RNA from Plectropomus leopardus (leopard coralgrouper), 2901 nucleotides. It is a transcript of the gene zfand4, whose product is annotated as zinc finger, AN1-type domain 4. Gene Ontology annotation, molecular function: zinc ion binding; protein binding. The record is from RefSeq and is a predicted model, not a curated record. NCBI's taxonomy places the organism in Eukaryota, Metazoa, Chordata, Actinopteri, Perciformes, Serranidae.